Messenger RNA from Aspergillus sclerotioniger CBS 115572, 1102 nucleotides. RefSeq names its product FMN-binding negative transcriptional regulator. The record is from RefSeq and is a predicted model, not a curated record. NCBI's taxonomy places the organism in Eukaryota, Fungi, Ascomycota, Eurotiomycetes, Eurotiales, Aspergillaceae. The transcript has a single exon. Bases 258 to 1022 code for a protein of 254 amino acids.
CUAUCACCAGGUAAAAGUUGCACCUCAAACGCGUUUUUGGACCUGUGAUGACUUAUUCGAUCGCUAUGAUUUGUCUCUUAUCUCAGUCAAUCGAACUUUUCAAAGCAUGUGAGCACGGCUGGCCGUGACUCAUGAUACAUCGGGCGAGUUCCCGACAGUGAAUGGUAUUUAAAGGUGCACCAAUUCCCUGAUAUUGCUGAUCAACACAAUUAUCUUUUUUAAUCGUACAGGCCAUUGUUCUUGCUACCUUAACGAAUAUGUUUAUCCCUUCUGUGCACAAUGAACCGGACCGCGAGGUCCUACUUCAGUUUAUCAAGGAAAACCCCUUGGGUAUCCUCAUCACCGGCAUCGACUCCUCUCAGCAAGACUUCCUCCAAUGCACCCAUGUACCCUUUGUACUCGACCAGCCAGAGGACUCGAAGCCGCCUUGCCUCCGUGCCCACAUUGCCAAGCAGAACCCUCAAGUGAAGGCUAUGCUUGAGGCCGUGGAUAAUAAACCACCGGGUGUUCUCCAACCCGACCAGGACGUUCUCGUUCUCUUCAACGGCAAACACGACCAUUAUGUGACUCCGAAAUACUACACCGAAACCAAACCGGACACGGGGAAAGUGGUACCGACGUGGAACUACUCCGCGGUGCAGGCCUACGGUAAACUGUCUCUGUACUACGACUCCAGGACACCUGAGGCAGGGCAGUUCCUGGCCAAACAACUUCAUGAUUUGUCCGAGCAUACGGAGAGAUCGGUUAUGGGCUAUACCGGUGGCGACAGACCGCAGCCAUGGAAGGUCUCCGAUGCGCCGGAACGGUAUAUCGAACUCAUGCAGAGGAAUAUUGUGGGAAUUGAGAUUGAGAUAAGGACGCUGCAGGGCAAGUUCAAGAUGAGUCAGGAAAUGCGGCCUGGAGAUCGGGAUGGUGUGGUUAAAGGCUUCGCUAAGCUGGGAGGUGACACUGGUGCGGCUAUAUCGGCCCUGGUUCAGGAGCGAGGGGAGUUGCACGAUCGAAAGAAACAGGAGAAGGUAUAGGAGAUAUUUAUUCAGUAUUCAUCAAAGUCACAUAUCAUACCUUAUAGUCGUAUUAGUAGUACCUCCAAUUUAUUCUGCAG